UACGAACAAAUGCACGCCUCUGAGAGGAAUAAUAUAAAUAGACAAUCAAAGUUCAAAACUUGUGGCCCUCUUUCAUUUUAGUCUCAAAAAAUAUAGGAUAAUUCAAUUAAUGAUAAUUGUUUACUAUUACUAAAUACUUUGCUAUUAAUGUUGCUACCUAAAUGAGUUGCUACCCUGCGGCCUCCAACAGAUCAGAAACAAACUGUCUUUUCGAAAACAUUUGAAAAAGAGAUUUUUUUGAUCUUGUGACUCGUUUAACUAAUGCCAUCAUGGCUACAUCUUCAAACUUAUCCUGCAAAGUAUCAUCAAAUAAUGUCAGCUCAAGAACUGGAAGCAGAGUAAAAGCAGGAGAAGUUAUUAUUUCAUCAUUUCCCUUCAUUCAAUUGUUGAAGGAGGAUAGUAAAGGGAAAUUGUGUGACUUCUGCUUUAGAAGUGGAAAAGUGCGCAAGUGUACCGGAUGUGCUGUGGAUUUUUACUGCAGCGUGCCAUGCCAACGGAAAGAUUGGAAAGCGACUCACAAAUAUGAAUGUUCUUUACUGAAGAAACUUCAGCCUCAUAGUAUAACAGGAACUCCAAGAAUGUUAGCUAAAGCCAUAAUUUCUCUUAAUAAUGGUGGCAGGAGUGUUACUGAGAAAAUUGAUGACAAUCUCACUCGGAGUUUUGGUGACUUGAUGACACAUGAAGAGUGCCUGCUGCAGAACAAUGAACUUGCUGAGACGUUUGGAGUUUUGGAAAAAAUGCUUCGCUGCUAUUUUGGAACAGAAAUUUCCUUCAACACCAAUGAGUUACUUUCCAUUUAUGGCGCUCUGCUGGUGAAUGGCUUUGGUGUGACCAACUGCGAAAGUGAAGAGAUAGGAAGUGCUCUCUAUCUUGCUGCUUCUAUUCUCGACCACUCGUGCCUGCCCAACGCCGGAGUCACCUUUGAUGGAUCCCGCAUUGUUGUCAGAGCAUUGCAAGACUUCCCUAAUUUCCAGUGGUCACAGAUUAAUAUCAACUACAUUGACGGCCUGACCUGCAGAGAAGACCGACAACGGAGCUUGCAACGAAGUUAUUUCUUUGAAUGCCACUGCCAGAGGUGCGUUGAUCCUGAGCACAAUGAGCUGGAGAACUCGUUUCUGUGUGGAAACGACUCGUGUGUGGGCGUGUUGGGCGUUGGAGUGACGACCAUUGCCAGAUGCGCAAGGUGUGGUUUUGAUGGCUACUCUGAGUGUGCUGUGCAGUACUGGAGGGUAGUUGCCAGGUGUCGCCAACUGCUUCAGGAUGAAAUGGGAAAUGAAGUCAAGUGUUCUUUAGAUGCUGCUACAGACCUUCUCCUGGAGCUGUGCUCUGUUGGAAAAGUAGCAUCAAGAAAGUCAACAAAAACCCCCGUGGACCAGUCUCUGGUGAGGGCUAUCCAAGGCUGCGCACUGCAUCCCUUCAACAUAUGGCGCGUCAAGGCUGUAAACGCGGUCAACGAGGCUGCCAUUGUCGAGAAAAAUUUCAACCUGGCCAAGGAUGUUGGUCUCACAAACGUUGAUGCAAUGAGAUACUACUACGGCAAGAAUCAUCAGACAUACUCGUUCUUCCUAGCAAAGCUGAGCAAGCUGUGCGUGUACUGCAACGACCUGUACAAGGGCGAGGAGCUGCUGAAGGAGGCACAGGUCAGCGUCCGGGUCAGUUACGGCGACCAGCAUCCGAUUUAUCAUUCUGUGUCUGAACUGUGCCACCAAACCAGGGUGGAACUGGCGACCUUGGCAGUUCCUGCAUUAAAAACGUAAAGCUAUGCACUGCGGCGAGAGCGUGCUGGAAUUUGACGGAUGAACCUUGCUCUAGACCCACGAAAUCUUCGCUGCAUUGAGACUGUUAAAUCAUAUUACACUGGGAUUAGACCCUUGAAUUUUGUGGUGGAAUUAGACUGUUGAAGCUUGUACUGAAAUGAGUCUAUCUAAAUCUUGCUCUUACGUGAGUAUGUAAAACCUAGUCCUGAAUGAAAGUAUGAAACCUAUAAAAAACGGAGCCUGUGAACCACGCCUAUAAAUCACUUGAUUCAUGGAUAUGAAAACUUUUGAUCGAUCAGAGACAGCGUCUACAUGGUGAGGGUCAGACAGAUGACACAAAAAUGCAAAGACUGACUAAAAAAUCAAAGCUUGAUGAUAUUUUAUUCCCAUGUCUUUGUAGGAGGGAAUUAGUACAGAAGUGGGCAAUAUGAGAGUGUCUUUGGAUUACAGAUUGUACUCACAUAACGCAAUACGUUCAUUCGAGUAACUAUUGUAAGCAUUUCUGUCCAGACACUUUACUUACCCAAAAAAGUAAUAGCUCUGAUAGUUGUGGAGGUAGAAUGUUACAAAAAGAUUUCAAGUCUCUAAAUUAUUUUUGAUUAGAAUUCGAUAGUACAUUAUUCUUUGACUUCGGUUCGACAAUGACUACCUCGAUUUUUCUCCUUAUAAACCCGUGUGCGUGUUUAAACAAAUAUAAUUAUUCGACCAUGAUUGGCCGAAUUUCUCUAGUUUCAAGUUCAAAUUGUUAGUAAUUCCAUCUGCGGAGUUCUACCUAUUCUGAAGCUGCAAGAAAGCAUCUUUUCCUUGCUAAUGCACUUGUUGCUUCCUAUGACUCGUGUAUCUCGCGCGCCGCCGUGUAUUUUGAAAAGCUUUUGCAGUAUCUUGUUUCGAAUUAUGUUGUGUUGUUUCGUUCUACUUGUGGUAGACGAUAGUUUGGUUGGACGAAGAUUGUUCUGUUUCUAUUUUCUUCGGUUGCACUCAGUGUCGAAUGCCUUUAGGUAAGAAAAUCUUCAAUGCUCUCAUGACUCAUGAGACUAAAUUGUGAGGAAUUGACAAUUGUAGUAUUCGCUGUACAAGCACAUAGCAUGCAGCAGAUUUUCCCCGUCAAAUGCUCUGUUGGCCCAAUAGCUUUGCAAGAGAAUGUAUGGGGCGGUGAUUUAAUUGAUUGUGUUUGUUAUUUUUCACCUUGUCCGCACAGUUAUUAAGUAAAAAAGACAAGAGUAGUGUAUGACUACUAUUCAGCGUUGGUCUAAACUUGUCAUUUGUAAUUUUAGAUCUAAUUAUGCCCUAGUUCAUGCAUUUAGUGUUGAGUUAUUUCCAUGAAAUGCGCCCUUGUUUCAAAGGUUAUAAAUAGUUAUGGCUGUCUCACUAUUCGAAUAUGGAAUAUAGACUAUAAUGCUAAAACUUACGUUUGUACGUCAGAGGACCGUGAUCAGAAACGAAUGAAUUAAUCGUAAGUCGUGAUGACAUUUAUCAUGGCUGCAGGAAAAAAUUUUCCAAGUAAACAGUACAAAGUAAUCUGAUGCUUACAAACUGAGACAUGAUUUGGUUCAGUUAAGUUAUAGUUCGAAAUGCCCUCCAAGCACGGCGAGUGUGAACGACAUUGCAUGCUCACGGUUGGACUUGUGUACUUUGGCAGCGACAGCAGAUAAAGUG
Molecule: messenger RNA, 3413 nt
Organism: Hyalella azteca
Lineage: Eukaryota; Metazoa; Arthropoda; Malacostraca; Amphipoda; Hyalellidae
Product: N-lysine methyltransferase SMYD2
Exons: 10
Coding region: 270-1757 (495 amino acids)
Cellular component (GO): nucleus
Molecular function (GO): protein binding
Source: RefSeq, a predicted model, not a curated record